CUGUGCUGGUGGGCUACUGGAUACCCCAGAUACAUAAGAAAAUGACUUUAAAAGCAAAAAAAGUCGAUAUUCCAAGAGAAGAGUCCUUGAAAUAUAAUGGAAAUAUAUUAGACGCGUGGGCACUUCGUAAUACUCUCUUAGAAAAUAUUAUAUUUUCACGACGAGCAAACGAGCGCCAACAAUCCCUGUGAGCAUUUUGUCGUCUAAAAGCGGUCUAUUAGCGGUCUAUCCGUUCACCCGGGUUUGUCCACUCUAUUAAAACAAUAUUAAUAGCUUUUCAUUAUUUUCACCGCUGGCGUCUUGUUUGUUGUUCAGUUCGACCAUUUUGAAUCGGCAGCGCUAUCUGGUGGCUAAAUUGUUGAACUUCCAUUCCAAUGCCAUUUAGUCCACAAACACGAUCCUGGCUUACGUCCCUGGGGUGCCUAGGUGGCGCAGGAUGUAAUGCAGCCCAAUGGUGACUGCAGCGUCCACCGACUUGUUAGCCCGGUCUUUUACGUCCAGAUAAUAUUAUUUAGCAUUCAAAAUGUCAUAAAUAUGAUGAUUUCAAAAAUAAAAUCUGUUUACACGGUUGUAUUAGUACAAGGGAUUUAAUUCUCUGUCGUUUUCCUCAAAAAGGAAGCUGAAAUGUAUUUCUCUUUUUUUCUUUUCACGAUAAAACACGUAGAAAAGGAACUGGAGCCCGCCGCGUAAAUUAAAACUAAAAUUGUUGUAUGAAGAAGAGACGACUAUUUUAAAAUACAAGAAAGACACAUCUUCAACAAGAAUGCAAUACACUCAUUCGAAAGGCGGUGAGCGCAAGGGAGAAUGCCCAUCUUCGAGGAAAGGGGCGGAAGCGGAAAUGACGUUCUUAUUUUGAAAGAGCGCAUUUUCAAAAGAGUUAGCCAUCAGAAAGAACAUCGCAAAUCCAGAAAAGACAACAGAGCGACAUAAAAAAUCAUUACAAACUUCCAAAUCACGCGCUGAGCCUUGACCAUAAGACUUGAGUUUUCCAACAAUUGUGUGACUGCUGACCCUGGAGAAGAACAACAUGAAGAAGAAAGCCAGGCGCUUGGGAAGUCACAAACCGGUCACCAGCAGCGAAAUGUUGGUCCAGUGUUGCGUUCUCUGCCGACGCUGUGAAGAUGACCCCGCCUUGUUUGGGGACAAAUUCACCCUGCGGGAGGACAACAUCUCUGUGCACUACUUCUGCUUGCUGACGUCGUGCGGCGUUUACCAGCGGGGCAAUGAUAGCGAGGGCGUGUUGGGGUUCCUGGUGGACGACAUUAAGCGGGAGGUCCGCCGCUCUGCGCAACUGACGUGCUGCGCGUGCAGGAAGAAGGGCGCAUGCGUGGGCUGCAACGUGAAAAGUUGCAGAAAGACGGUGCAUUUCCCGUGCGGACGCAACAGUGGGUUUGUUUCGCAGUUUGCCCAAAACUUCCCCUCUUACUGUCCCAACCACAGCCCGUCCCAGUCUGCAAGCGUGAGCUCAAACCCGAGCCCGCCUCAGUCGUGUUCCGUGUGCUUGGAUGCCAUCGACGGCGACCUUUCCUACGGCGUCCUCAAGUGUCCGUCCUGCCGCGCCGGCUGGUUCCACAGAGACUGCGUGCAGAGGCAAGCGCACAGCGCUGGCCUCUUCUUCUUCAGAUGCGCCUUGUGCAACAACAAGGGCGAGUACCAGCGGGAGAUGCUACGCAUGGGAAUCUACAUCCCCGAGAGAGACGCAUCAUGGGAGUUGGAGGCCAACGCCUACGCCGACCUGCUGGAGGUCUACGUGCACUGCGACGCCCGCGCCUGUGUCUGCACCAGCGGACGUGCGCAUUCCGCCAAAACCGGGUGGUUCACAGUGAUCAGAUGCCUGCUGUGCGGGUCCAGGGGGACACACAGGAAGUGCUCUGGGCUCAAGGUGGACGCCGCCGACUGGACCUGUCCCGAAUGCGCAAAGUCCACUGACAGGAAAGCAGCCAGCCGUCGCAGCACCAUCUUCCUGCGAGACCUCCUCUUCUUGGCCACCGGUUCACCGACGCCGCCGGCCUCCCGCCGACUCCCUCCGUCUAUCUCCUCUGGCCUCACCGCUGACACGACGAGGAGGAGGAGGACAAAACGCGGCCCAAGCAGGGCCUCUUCCCGCAGAGCCAGCUCGAGGAGAACCCCCUCCUCCUGCCCGUCAAGUCGUCCUACCACCGUGGUCGUUGGCCACCAUGCGCACCUCCUGCCUGGCAACGUUGCACCGUCACAGUUUCUUAACAAUUAAGUUUUUUUUAUUACUCUAAGACAGGGGUGUCAAACUCAUUUUUUUCAGGGGCCGCAUUGUAGUCAUAGCUUCUUUCGGAGGGCCAUUAUGACUGUCAACCCAAAUAAAUGUAUGAGCACUUCAUUAUAUACAAUAAAAGCUACAAACCAAAUUGAUUAAAUUAUGAUUAAAAGUGAACACAAUUUGAAAUUCUAGUAAUGACACACGAAUUUGAUGCACAAUUUGUCUUCGCGGGCCACAUAAAAUGAUGUGGCGUGCCGUAUCUGGCCCCCUGGCCUUGAGUUUGACAUAAUGAUGUUUCACAGUGACAUUGUUCACUUGUUAAAUUGUGACUUCAGUAUCAACUUGGAAAAAUACAACUCUUAAUUCAAAUAAAUCUUUCCUUGCUUGCUCGUUUUGUUGAA
This is a messenger RNA of Syngnathus typhle (broad-nosed pipefish), 2634 nucleotides long. It is a transcript of the gene g2e3, whose product is annotated as G2/M-phase specific E3 ubiquitin protein ligase. Gene Ontology annotation, cellular component: nucleus. NCBI's taxonomy places the organism in Eukaryota, Metazoa, Chordata, Actinopteri, Syngnathiformes, Syngnathidae. The coding region runs from base 1028 to 2230 and encodes 400 amino acids. The transcript is spliced from 10 exons. The record is from RefSeq and is a predicted model, not a curated record.